Messenger RNA from Teleopsis dalmanni, 3357 nucleotides. RefSeq names its product kelch-like protein 26. The transcript has 4 exons. Bases 766 to 2667 code for a protein of 633 amino acids. Gene Ontology annotation, molecular function: protein binding. Lineage: Eukaryota; Metazoa; Arthropoda; Insecta; Diptera; Diopsidae. The record is from RefSeq and is a predicted model, not a curated record.
GUAAUAAAUUGCAACACUUUUUAUCUGACAUUGUGCAUUUUCUCCACUUUUAUCACGAUUUGUUUUUAAAUGCCAACAACUUUAUUAGUCAAAAUAUUGUUGGCCUAAAUUGUCAGUAUUCUGUUAUACAUCGGUUAGUGAGUUUGUUGUGAGUGGAGUGUGUCAGUAAUAAAGAAGAGAAUUAAGAGUUUAAGCACUUAAACAAAAAAAGAAUACUUGACAUUCUACACAAGGAAGUUUAUAAUAAAAUAUUUUAUAUAAAACAAGUCGAAUCCAGUAACAUAAAAGUAAUAAAUUUGUUAUAUGUAAAGUGUGUGUGAAUAACUUGAAAAAGUCAAUUUAAAAAUUAAUUAAUUUAAUUGAUUAAUAAAAAUUCUGUAAAACUUCAAAGUGGCUUUGCAUGUAUCUUAAACGCGAAGAUUUGUGCUAAUUAAUUAAUAUGAAAAUGUAUUGCACCACAGAAAAAACCUAAGAAAACGUCGCGGUCAGAACAUAUGGUGGAAUGUGAAUGCAAUAGCUGAGGUUAAAGGCUGUUGGAAUUCAAUGCAAAUUUAAUUUAUUCAUUUUAUUGAAUUUUAUAUUUAUAAACUGCCAAGUGUUCUCUCUAUUAAACUUUCUAUUACUAUUGCUAAUUAAAUACAUAUUUAAUGCGAAGUGUAACAGCAAAGUGUGUUUCUUAAUCAGGCGAACAAAGCAUACGAACACACAUGCAUACCAACAAAAGCAAUAACAACUGAUCGCUUUCUAAAAUUAAUAAAGUUAAGAAUGGAUAAACAAGUUUGUGUGCUGAGCAGAGCGAAGAAUGGCAAAUUACCGAUAUCUGACCGACACAAAGGAGAUAUCAAUCACUUCAAGCUCGUAGUUCAGCAGGCGGAAGUUCUGCAGAGCGGCUUGUAUGCCCUUCGUUCUAAUGAUCAAUUGUGCGAUAUAACUUUGGUGGUGGAAGGUCGCUCUUUUAAGGCACAUCGCGUAGUUCUAGCCGCUUGCAGCGACUACUUCCGUGCUAUGUUCACGGAUGCCAUGCUCGAAGCGCGACAAUCCAAAGUACAAAUACAUGGAAUUUCGGCUCGAGGUAUUGAAUUGCUGAUAAAUUUUAUUUACACAUCGAAUUUAGUGCUCGAUUACGAAAAUGUACAGGAUGUUCUUGCGGCAGCGAUAUUUGUGCAAAUGAAAGAUGUAAUCGAUGCCUGCUGCAAUUACCUCGAAUCUGACAUCGAUCUAGAGAACUCUGCUUGCAUAGCUUCUUUGGCUGAUAUAUAUUCAUUAGAUAAGCUUCAAAACAAGAUUUAUCGUUUUAUAUGUUCGAAUUUAAAUGAAUUCUCAGAACUCGAUGACUUUUAUCAAUUAAAAUUCGAACAAGUUAAAUAUAUUCUAUCGAGUAAUUAUCCUGUGAACUGCACCGAAAAACGCGUACUGAUGAUUAUUUUGGGAUAUUGCAGAAAAACAAAUCUGAACGCUGAACCUGCUGCGAGUCUGUUUUCUGAAAUACGCUUUAGCGAAGUAGGAGGCUGGGAUACUAUUAUUAAGCAAAUGAAAAUGUUAACAGAUAAUGAGAAAAGUGGGUUUUCCUUUAUGCAAGAUCAAUAUAUAAAGGCCAUGUUAGCAGAAUAUAAAGAACAGCAAACACAAGUAGCAAGUUUUGACAUCCCCAAUGAAGCUAUAGCCUCAGGAGUUUUACUGAAUUCACGGGGCUUGGAAUUGGCUUUGGUGAAAAUUGGUGGUUUUGAAACGCAUGGCAUAACGAACCAAAUUAAUUGGUACAAUCCAUCGACUCUCAAAUGGGAAGUUUUGACGGCCAUACCACAUAUUGAUCAAUGCAACUUUGGCACUGCUGUUUUAGGCAACGAAUUAUAUGUCGUUGGUGGAGCAUACGAUGUCAAUUUAAAAGAAUAUGUCCACCCUUUUGGUUUCCGUUAUUGUCCCACCAAAGAUGAAUGGAAUGCAAUUGCUCCAAUACAAAUCGAUCGGUGUCGGUUUUCAUUGAAUGCCAUAGGCAAUAGGUAUCUCUAUGCGGUUGGUGGCGUUUGUGAACCAAACGAUCACAAUAACCGUGAUGGUGUGUGGAAACCAAGUUGGCCAUUAUCAAACGUUGAACGUUAUGAUGCAGUAACUGAUACUUGGCAAUAUAUGCCAAUACUGGAAGAGAACAGGAGUCAGCACGCUGGUGUAGUUAUAGGAGAUCAAUUGUAUAUAUCAGGUGGAACUGAUCAGCACUUGGUGCUGAAAACAUUUUGGCGGUUCGAUAGUAACACGGAAAAAUGGCACAAAUUAGCACCAAUGUUAACACCACGAGCUGAUCAUGCCCUCAUUGCUUUAAAUGGUUUAAUUUAUGCUUGUGGUGGUUGGUAUGAAAAUCCAGAAACGGAAGCGAUAACACUUGCCGAAACAAUGGAUGUUUAUAACAUUGCUACCGACGAAUGGACGAUUGAGACGAAUAAUCCUACACUCAAGCAUCACAGCGGUAUUGCAGCCGUCCAACGUAAAAUCUAUUUCAUUGGCGGUUUGCUUUCGGAACCAAAAUUUAACCGUGCAACUUGCGGCGUUCAAUGUUACGAUUUGGAUACGAAAGAAUGGAGUUUUAAUAAACCAGAGAAAUUUCCAAAAGACGUUUGGGAAUGCGCUUGCGUUGCGUUAUAUGUACCAAGUGUGCGAAGUGAGGAAUGUUAGAAUUACAUUAAAAUCGAAAUGUGAAUUUAAAUAUAAAUUGAACUGAUGAACUUAACACUUAUUAGAUGAUUUUCUAAGGUAUUUUCAUAACCUUAAGUUUAGUCACAUCUAUAUGUAUCUAUGUAGCAGCUAUAUUCCUUUCACUGAUUAGAUAUAAUUUUUCAUAUAGUUUUUUAUAAUUUAACAUUUUGUGUUCAUUAUGCCGAAUCAAAAACACUACUUAAAAGAACUAGCCACUCUAAUAAAUAUAUUUUAAAACUAUAAGCGCUUGGUUGACAGUCGUAAUUUAAGUCUAAAUACUGACUUAAGUAUAGAUUAUGUCAGCAUAUAGUUGAUUUAUGUCAGUGUUGAGACUUAAGUUAAGAUUGUGAAAUCGGCGCCUAAUAUUUACUUUAUAAAAUCAAAAAUCUCAUAUGUGAAUUUAUGAAUCUUUUUAAAAAUAUUUUUUGUGUAUAUUUAUUUAUUUAGUUGUAUUAUUUAAUUUAGAUGUUAACUAAUUUUUAUUGCCAAUUAUUUAUUUUAAGCAAAUAUAUUCCUAUUUUAACAACAGGACUAUUUAGAGGAUUAUAAACAAAAAUAUUUCUGUAUUAUUUUUAUAUAGUUUAUAUAUGGAUACACACUAUAUACGCAAUAUUGUAUUUUUUAAGUUAAUUGUUUUUUUCUAUUUUGUAAUAAAUGUAUACCAUGCUU